AUGGUGUUCUUCACCGUUCGUGCUUUUCAGCCCCAGUUGCGUCGCUUUCUCCAGCAACAGUUAGUUGAUUGCAAGAUCCCCUUGGUGGGUGAGCGGUUGGCUAUCAGCGCGCUACUUGGAUCCAUCUGGGUUACCAGCCUAUACGGCAUCAUCGUAGGUGUCUGGUGGAUUCGCCUGCGAGAUUACUUUGAUGGUAGAGGUCAUGAAAAUGGCGUUUUUGAUGGAAAUCGCCGUCUUGCUGCGGUUGCAUUAACUGGCCACCUCUGCGAUGUCACAAUGGGGAUGGUCCUUAUCCCCGUCUCUCGACACAGCGCAUUAGCGUCAUUCUUCAAACUCUCCGUCUCAACCACGCUUACUUUUCAUAUGUUGGCAGCAUACACUCUCUUUAUCCUUGUCCUGAUCCAUGGAUUCCUUUAUGUAUCCUGGGUACCGGUCUUCUACACCCUCUCGGAGAAGCUUCGGCCAGUAUUCCCCGUCUUAAACCCAACAUAUCUAUACUUCCAGACUUGGCCGGGAGACUCAUCUGCCUUGGGUAUCUGGCGAGCCUCCCUAAUAUUCACUGGUCUCGCCUCCGCCAUGAUCAUGGGUCUCAUUUUUGUCACCACGUUACCAAGAAUUCGGUUAAAGCAUUUCAAUCUCUUUUAUUUUACUCACCUCCUGAGUAUUGUGGCCGUCAUAAUAAUCUGUCUGCACGCCAGUACGGUCUUUUACUGUGUAGCUCCAGGGCUUGCCAUGUGGGUGCUCGACUGGGGUAUGCGACUUUACGAGUUGAGAGAGUGUGUGCCAGGCAAAGUGGCGCAUCUAGGUAAAGGAUGGUAUUGUAUCGAUAUGCUACUCCCUAGACAUCGAAUCGACGGAUGUGCGUGCAAGUCCCCAGUUGCCCAUUUCUACAUUCGCCAUUCGUUAUCCUCCUCCCGGGAGCUCCAUCCUUUCACCACUAUUACCCCUCUUGCCUCUCAGAAAGAAGUCAAUUCCGAGUCCCGAGAUGAUAUACCGAUCCAAUUUCUCUUCCGUAAGCGUGGCAAUCCAGACAGCCUCCCGGGCCCACAGGUCAGAAACCAUAAACGGUCGACCGGGCUGAGAUUGUUCUACAAAUCCACCAAGCAGACCUUUCAGUGGACAGAUAAACUAGCCGGUCUCGCCGAUAGAUACAGACAAUUGUCCGGGGAUGGAGAUAAUAGCAGCAGCAACAGCCAGCAAAUCAGCACGCCUCUUAUUGAGCCUGCUAGCAAGAGUCUAAGACGCACUUAUCCGUCACAGGGGGUGGAUAUUUCUCUGAGGCUUGAAGGUCCGUACUUCUCCGAGGCAGAUCCCUCGCUGUACAGGACCGUCAUAUGUUUUGUCGCUGGUACUGGUCCGAUCCGACAGCAUCUCUCGAAGUACAUGUGCACCUCACUGGAGAAGGAAGAUCUCGGCUGGAUUUCGAGGAAAGUUUAG
Molecule: messenger RNA, 1437 nt
Organism: Penicillium pulvis
Lineage: Eukaryota; Fungi; Ascomycota; Eurotiomycetes; Eurotiales; Aspergillaceae
Product: ferric reductase-like transmembrane domain-containing protein
Exons: 3
Coding region: 1-1437 (478 amino acids)
Cellular component (GO): plasma membrane
Source: RefSeq, a predicted model, not a curated record